Messenger RNA from Porites evermanni, 1723 nucleotides. Lineage: Eukaryota; Metazoa; Cnidaria; Anthozoa; Scleractinia; Poritidae. The record is from the annotation of a GenBank genome assembly.
UCUUUCAGUCACGGUUAUGGCAGGUGGUAGGAUAUCGCUAAUGAUCGCAAGUUUGAGGUGGUCAAUGAUCCGUUCAAAAAUGGUAAGUUGUUGGAGCAGCGUCUGUAAUGAAAUUAGCAGCCAAGAGUUAUCAAAACUCGCGUGCCUUUAAUUUUACGCGGUAAGGUGCAGGGCUGUCACUAAGAGCCGGGGGCCGGGGACUCCUCCCGGCUGUUAUGAACGUGGCCCCCGGCUAGUCGCAUAGGAAAAUAGAAGAAAAAUAGAACCAAAUGAAAUCCCUAGCUGUUUAAUUCCUUGCCUACUAAUUAUUGUAUUUACCCGGCAACUUGAAAUCUUAGUCACAUCCCUGAAGGUGUGCUGGUAAUAGCUAAGGAAUGGACUUGCAGCAAGUCGACUGCGUUAGUGCCGAAGGCGCGAGCGAAGCAAGCGAACGAGAGCGGCGAAUCGCGAGACGAGCAAUGUAAGUUAAGAAACAAGUCGACUGCGUGAUUGCCGAAGGCGCGAGGGGACGCGCGAGCGUCGUACCUUGAGAAAUUCUGAGGUAAGGAACAGUCAGUGAGAGACAUCAGAAUAAUUAGGGCGCACGUUAACCAGUUUCAAAUCAGACCACGCUAACAUUACCACUAAAACAAGUGCUUAUCAACCCAGUCCAGACUUCUUUUGCUUAUCUUAUACCUUGGUUUGUUUCUAUUGCAGUCUCUCUGGAGUACAAGAACCGCUUUAUUGCGCGACGCUUUAAGGUUUGUUCCGCUGAUAUUGUUCCCAAUUUUGUGUUUAGACAUCAAAUAGGUUUUCAUCUUAAAUUUCUUUGGGUUUCAGGAAUAAAUGACCAGUGACUGUGUGAUAUUAAAUACCUGUACCUCAUUAACAAAGAUUGCUUUGGCAAUUGGUCAUAGGCAAUUAAGUAUUGAUCACUGGGGCAUACGGAACUCGCUGCAAUGAUUUGCUUGAGGUACCGACAAACAAUAGCUUCCUAAUGCCUAAUGCCCAAAGCAACCUUUCUUGCGUCAGGGAUAUCCCCAAAUCCUCAGUCUUAAGUCUGAGUUUUGAACCAUCAAAUUUAGCCCCCUUCCAGUGGUAUUUCUACAUUGUUUCCCCCUGUACAUCUUUUUUAUGCUAAUUCAAGCACUGGUAUGGUCAUAAUUGAAACUAGAAAUUCAGCUAAGGAAUUAGAAACCUAAAUUAAGCUCUUAGACUGGUUCGACAGAAGAAGACAGUGCGCACACUUAGUAAUACCGUCACAGUCCACAGCAUGUUCAUUGACGUUAUUGUAGCGCACUAGUGUGCUUUUCAUGUGUUGGCAUAGUUCACGCCUUGUGUUGGUUUGAGCAUCUCGCAAUUGAUCUCCGUGAAUGGCACCCUUGUGAAUUAUGUGCUGUUUUGUUUUGAGUUGUUAGAACAAGCGCUUGUAAUAGAAGAACAUCUGAGACGAGCCGAUACCAUGAAACUCAGGCAAGAUGCCAACCACCCUGCCAUGGCUUUAAAUGCAAGGUAAAAUAUCAAACCAAUCUGCAGGAACGGUGUUAGUACCUUUUUUGAGAACUGAGAUACGAUGUGCAGUCAUUUUUUGUGUUUGUUCGAUAGAUUUGCGGAACUGGAGUGCUUAGCGGAAAGUCACCAGCAUUUGUCCAAGGAGUCGUUAGCAGGAAACAAACUUGCCAAUGCUGUACUUCAUAAAGGUAAUCUUUCACACAGAACGUUUAGUAGCUUAUGGCUUCAAUAG